Molecule: messenger RNA, 1316 nt
Organism: Nicotiana attenuata
Lineage: Eukaryota; Viridiplantae; Streptophyta; Magnoliopsida; Solanales; Solanaceae
Product: pentatricopeptide repeat-containing protein At5g62370-like
Exons: 2
Molecular function (GO): protein binding
Source: RefSeq, a predicted model, not a curated record
AGCAGUUAAUACUUCGCGGGUUAUUCGGUUCAGCUCAGAAAGUGAUUCAGAGAAUCAUCAAGCAAUCCUCACCAGUCUCUGAAGCUAUCUCAGCUGUUGAAUUCUCCAUUUCUCGCGGUAUCGAGCCUGAUGCAACUAGCUACAGUUUUCUCAUUCGACAACUCGUGGCAUCUGGUGAAACCCAAAUGGCUGAAGAUAUUUAUGAAGCAAAAUUGCUUUUUGAUAAACUAUUGGAUAUGAAAUUGAGGCCUUGUAGUAGCACGUGUAAUGCGCUUAUUAAGGGAUUUUGUGGCCAACAUAGCAUCUUGGAUGGGUUUGAUGUUUUUGUAGUGGCUGUUGAUGCUGGAGUAUCACUAAGUUUCAGUUGUUACAAUAGGUUAGUGGAUGGCUUGUGCCAUCGGGGGUUCUUAGAUGAGGCACUCUAUGUGUUUGAUGUAAUGUGUGAGAGAGGGGUGACACCCAAUGUUCAUUUGUUUAAGACAUUGGUUCUUUCGUUGUGUAAGAGGGGUCGAGUCGAGGAAGCUGAGUUGUUGAGCAUGGAUAUGGAGUCUUAUGGUUUUGUUCUGGAUAAAGUCAUGCACACAACUCUCAUUAACGGGUAUUCGAAGAACAAGAAAAUGAAAAUGGCUAUGAGGGUGUUUCUUAGAAUGCUUAAGUUGGGAUGUGCACCGGAUAAGUAUACUUACAACACGCUGGUGCACGGGUUUUUUAACUUGGGCAUGUUGGACAAGGGUUGGGUGCUACAUCAGCAGAUGGCUGAAUUUGGAUUAGAACCUGAUGCAGUAAGUUACCAAAUCAUGAUUGGCAAGUAUUGCAAGGAUCAUAAAGUUGAUUGUGCGUUGAUGCUGUUAAAUAACAUGAUUCAGUGCAACGUUGCUCCCAGUGUGCACUCUUAUACUGCUUUAAUUGCUGCGCUUUAUAAAGAGAAUCGGUUAGCAGAAGUAGAUAUCUUGUACAAUAAGAUGUUGGAUAAUGGAUUGGUUCCUGACCAUGUUUUGUUUUUUACCUUGGUCAACAAUCAUCCAAGAGGGUCAGAGAUUACUCUAGCAUGCACCUUUUUGCGGGCAAUUGCCAAAAAUGGUUGUGGUAUUGACCUUUCUAACAUCCCUAGCACUACCAGUCAAAAAGUUACUACAAAUAUCAUGUCUGAUAUUGAUCAUCUCUUGGGAGAAAUUGUGGCAAGAAACUUAUCUCUGGCCAAUGUUGCUUUCAAUAUAUACAUGGUUGCUUUAUGUUUAGGAGGAAAACUUGAUUCUGCUCUUCUUUGCAUGGACAAGAUCAAGCCUUUCUCUUCAGCCUUCACUGUCAGCUUAUAA